Messenger RNA from Neoarthrinium moseri, 459 nucleotides. RefSeq lists its product as uncharacterized. The coding region runs from base 1 to 459 and encodes 152 amino acids. The record is from RefSeq and is a predicted model, not a curated record. The transcript has a single exon. NCBI's taxonomy places the organism in Eukaryota, Fungi, Ascomycota, Sordariomycetes, Amphisphaeriales, Apiosporaceae.
AUGACGCGUCCUGAAGUAGCAGCGGAGAUCGACCAGAUUUACAAGGAGCAACUCAAAGAUCAACCCAAAAACCACGGCCCUGAAGAAAUUAAGCGAUGCCGCGCUCUCAUUGAGCUCUUUCUUGAAACCUUCAAGUACCGGAACUACACUCGUACUCGGGAGAUGGUUCAUCCAGACUACAUACAGCACAACGCCACACUGGGUACGGGAGUCGAGUCCAUCAUUGAGUUUGCGGAGAGAUCAUGGAGCGACGGCAAGGUUAUGCCCGAAAUAAGAUGGAAUCGAAUGUUUGUGGAUGGUGACUAUGUCAUCGCUCAUACUAAGAUUAUGGAAGGUCCACACGGGUUGAAGGGUGUCGAGUAUAUGCGUUACCAGAAUGGCCUGUUCGUCGAGCAUUGGGAUGUGAUCGAGCCGGUUCUUCCUCCGGAGCAGCACAAGAACUCAAAUGGAGUGUUCUAG